This is a messenger RNA of Vespa crabro (European hornet), 3295 nucleotides long. RefSeq names its product A disintegrin and metalloproteinase with thrombospondin motifs 2-like (gene stl). Gene Ontology annotation, cellular component: extracellular matrix. NCBI's taxonomy places the organism in Eukaryota, Metazoa, Arthropoda, Insecta, Hymenoptera, Vespidae. The record is from RefSeq and is a predicted model, not a curated record. The transcript is spliced from 4 exons. Gene Ontology annotation, biological process: extracellular matrix organization; proteolysis. Gene Ontology annotation, molecular function: metalloendopeptidase activity. The coding region runs from base 799 to 3084 and encodes 761 amino acids.
CAAGCUUUCUAACGUCACAUUAGAAAUGUAUAUUAUACGUAUUGAUAAAAUGUAAGUACUAAAUUUAAUCUAAGGUACUGUAUCAUAUCAAGAAUGAUAAAUGGAAUGCGAGUGUACAAAGAAGUAUGUGUGAAGGGUAUAUAUUCGCAAUCACUAAUAAUUUAGAAUAGAAAAAAGGACUUAAUAAUGUAAAGCAAUUUUACGACACAUCCUAUUUACAAAAGAAAUUGGGAUUCUUUAUUAAAUAUAAAUUUACUGAAUGAAUGGAUGGUGUCAAUGAGUACAAUAAUUUCGUUAAACAAUUACAGAUGUGAAAAAUACUGUAAAUUUAGUGCAACAAAGUACAAAAGCUCUACCUGAAGAAAUUAUACUUAUUAUAACAUCCGUUUUGUACACAUUGAUUAUUAAACAUAGGGUAAAAUAUAUUAAAAUUUUUAGUCAAAGAAGUAUAAGAUAAAACAUCUUUUAAACUUCUGGCCAUUCCAUAUAUUGCCCUUAUAUCAUAACUUUUUUUUUUCUUUUUUUUUUUUUUUAUAUAUAUAUACACGAUGUUAUUUUACUUACGCUUAACACAUUUGUAAAAUUUAUUGUACGUUUAUUCAUUAACUGUUAGGGGCAAUGACAUUGUUAGUAGAGAGGCACCAGUAUAUAUUUUACAUUAUGUGUACUUUUGCAAUGAUAAUAUACUGCGGGUACUGCAUAUCAGACGUAUGUUAUACAGUAUGCGUAUACGUAUAUAUGAAGAAGCAGAUGGAUCUAUUGUGAUAUUCGUCUUUGGAAUGUUUUACAGUGUGCAAUAUGAUCUUCAUAUUGAAUAUUCUAUUGAUUAUUUUCGUCAUUCAGACAUCAGAUGGGAAUGACACGCAGGACGUGGAAAUUGUAAUGUUACCAUUAUGGAAUACAGAAAGUGUUAUUGAGGUUCCAUUAGCUUUCAAAGUCUUUGGACAACUCAUCGAAUUGAGAUUACGUAAAAAUACCAAGAUAAUAGCACCUGAAUUCCAAGUUUGGACCCACAAUGAAGAAAACGUUCUGCAGGAAUUAUCACAUUUGAAUAAACCGACUCCUUGUCAUUAUCUUCAUAUAGACGGUAUCAGUUCAGCAGCUAUAAGUCUUUGUCAAGAACAUGGUAUACAUGGACUUAUCUUUUUGGAAAAUAGUACUUUAGAAAUUACUCCAAUGGGGGAUUUCAAUCCUUUAUUCUUUGAUUAUCAUUUUAUCGGAGAACGUUCAGAAGCUCCUUUAAAAGAUAGAGUACUGCACAUCGUGAAAAGAGCUUAUGCUCCUCCAAUAACACAAGAUUAUUAUAUUAGGAAGAAUCUCCAGUAUGAAUACUACAAUUUAAAUAUAUCCGAAACAAAUCAGAUACUUGAAAAAAUUGAGAGAAGGCAAACGAAUGAAGAUUUAACAUUAGAAUUAGCUAUUUUCCUCGACGAAACUGGAUAUAACACUUUUGCACCAUUUUUUGAUAAAGAUGAUGAAAAAAUUCGUGACAUGUUAUUAGCAUAUAUAAAUGGAAUACAAGCUCUUUAUCAUCAAUCUAGUUUAGGAAAACAAAUAGACAUUUCUCUUGUACGAAUGGACAUAAUGCAUAAGCAACCAUCCGAUUUGCCAAACUUUGGUGGCGAAAGAGGUAGUUUAUUAGAUUCCUUUUGCAAUUAUGCAAAACUUCAUAAUCCUCCAGACGACAAGCAUCCCAAUCACUGGGAUCUUGGGCUUUACGUAUCCGGAUUGGAUUUUUAUGCUGUUGAAGAUGGAAUAAAAAAUACAGCAACAAUGGGUUUGGCUACAGUAGGGGGUACAUGUAUUGAUCAAUACUCAUGCGUUAUUGUAGAAUUAGGAGUUACAAAUCGUUUUGGAAAACCAUAUCCAUCUGCAGGCUUUACUUCGGUUUACAUAGCUGCUCAUGAAAUUGGACACAACUUAGGAAUGCAUCAUGAUUCUAUUGGUAAUUCCUGCCCAAGGGAUGGCUACAUAAUGUCACCCAGCAGAGGAGUACAAGGAGAGACGAUUUGGUCGGAAUGCAGUCGCGAGGUAGUACGAGCUCUUUCUCGCAACAAACCAUGCUUACUGGAUAAACCGACGUUGGAGGAAGACAAAUCCCUCGAUCAUAGACGAUUUCUUGAUCUUCCUGGUAAAGAAUGGAAUGCAAAAAAACAAUGCGAGAUACUUUUACUUGACAAAGAUGCCACUGUCGCUACGCUACAUCAAGUUUGUCAGGCUCUUCAAUGUAAAAGUCCUCAUAGAAGCGGAUAUUAUUUCGCCGGUCCAGCGCUGGACGGUACUAAUUGCGCGCCUGGAAGAGAAUGUCGUGCUGGCGAAUGUCUUCCGGCUUUUCAAAUCGCGCCAGGGCCAGGAGGAGGAGCUUUUAUACGCGAAGGAGGUUGGAGCGAUUGGAAGGUAGGGCCUUGUAGCAGCGGCUGUUUACAGAGGUCGAAAGGAGCUCGACAAAGACAUCGUUCUUGCGACAAUCCGUUGCCAAUUAAUACCGAGGCUGGUUGCGAAGGAUGGCACUACGACGUACAACUUUGCAAGGACGAUAGACUUUGUAAGAAGAAGCGCAAAACCAUAACCGAAUUCGCCACGAUCAGAUGUAUAGAAUUUAGCGAGAUCUUAUCAGAAUUGGACGGUAGAGGUAGAGGGUUGCAAGCUAUUCACGAAUCUGACAGACCAUGGAUUGCUUGUGCCAUAUUUUGUCGUCGUAAAGACAUAAUGUCAUAUUACACGCCGCGUAUAGAAUUAAAUGACCUUGGCCUUGAUCCGUAUUUUCCAGACGGAACAUGGUGUCACGAAGAGGGAGGUCAGGAUUAUUUCUGCCGUCAGCAUCACUGCUUGCCAGAGGACUUUCGAUUUGCAAAAAAAUUUCUGUCCGAUCAUAAAGAUGAAAUAGAAUUAGGAUUAGGAUUACAAAAUGCACGUUCGAAUGAAGCGAAACCAUCGGAUCGAUUGAUAAAAUAUUUCAGUCUGGGACUCGAUGGUUUACCAUUAUUGACGUCUUUACCAGCUAACCUUACCAACUUACCGCCGAAUGAUGACGAAUUGAUAGACAAGGAUUAUAUUGACCUUACGAAGGGCCAAAUUCGAUGACAAAUUCUGCGUGAGAGCGCAGAGACUUUUAUAUAGCCAAAGGAAAUAGUUUAUAAUGUUUUGUAAAGUGUUAAUUUUCUUUCUUUUUUUUCUUAAUAAUUAUGCUUAUAAGCUGCUUAUGUUAUAUAUGAAAGAAAUUAUACGUGAGCUAUAGAACAACACAUGUAUUAAUCUGCAAUUGUGAAAUAAAUACAAAACAAUAUGUAUUUCA